Dichotomopilus funicola is the source of this 1770-nucleotide messenger RNA. RefSeq names its product kinase-like domain-containing protein. The coding region runs from base 1 to 1770 and encodes 589 amino acids. Gene Ontology annotation, biological process: protein phosphorylation. The transcript has 4 exons. The record is from RefSeq and is a predicted model, not a curated record. Gene Ontology annotation, molecular function: protein kinase activity; ATP binding. NCBI's taxonomy places the organism in Eukaryota, Fungi, Ascomycota, Sordariomycetes, Sordariales, Chaetomiaceae.
AUGUCGACAAUACAGCAACUUAAGAACUUCAUUCGCCAUGGCAAGCAAGCACGCGCGGCGGAUGAGCCGGGGCGCUCGAAGAAUGAAGAAACAUCGCCAAAUCAGCAGCCAGUGAAGAACAUCACGGCGCGGGCCACUGACCCUGUGCUUGGUUCUUCCGCGGCUGCCAAAUCCCAACAGGCGACCCACUACGAGCCUGCCCAACCGCAAGCCAUAGACGGCAAGGCGAAGCAACAGAAGCGGAUUCCCGACGAGAACAUUGCGAAACUUGUGGCCGAGGAGAAUGAGAGCAAGAGCAAGUUCCCCAACUAUCCGGGCCUCGAGCGGUGGAGGCUCAUCGAGAAGAUGGGCGACGGCGCUUUCAGCAACGUCUACCGCGCUCAGGAUCGUGAGGGAACCGCUGGCGAGGUCGCCAUCAAAGUCGUCCGCAAGUAUGAGAUGAACAGCAUGCAGAGGGCAAACAUUCUCAAGGAGGUGCAGAUUAUGCGCCAGAUUGACCACCCCAACAUCGUCAAACUUGUCGACUUCUCUGAGUCCCGGCAAUACUACUACAUCAUCUUGGAGCUUGCCCCCGGUGGCGAGUUAUUCCACCAGGUCGUGCGUCUUACUUACUUCAGCGAGGAGCUGUCACGGCAUGUUAUCGUCCAGGUCGCAAAGGCGCUCGAGUAUUUGCACGAGGAGAGAGGGAUUGUGCACCGUGACAUCAAGCCGGAAAACAUUCUCUUCAACCCGGUCCCUUUUGUGCCAUCGAAAAACCCUAAGCCGAAACAACCUGGCGACGAGGAUAAAGUCGACGAAGGCGAGUUCAUUAAAGGGGUUGGUGCAGGCGGGAUUGGGCAAAUCAAGAUUGCCGAUUUCGGCCUCUCCAAGAUCAUUUGGGAAAGCCAGACAAUGACGCCUUGUGGCACCGUUGGGUACACGGCGCCUGAGAUCGUCAAGGAUGAGAGGUAUUCCAAAUCGGUCGACAUGUGGGCUAUGGGCUGUGUGUUGUACACCCUCCUCUGUGGCUUCCCGCCAUUCUACGACGAGAGCAUCGAGGUGCUUACCGAAAAGGUCGCCAAGGGGCAGUUCACAUUCCUGUCGCCAUGGUGGGAUGACAUCAGCAAGUCGGCGCAGGACUUGAUCUCGCAUCUGCUUUGCGUCGACCCGGAGAAGAGGUUCACCAUCAGGGAGUUCCUCGCCCACCCCUGGAUCCGCGAAUCCGGCCCCACGCCUCGCGACGAGCGGAAGGCGGCUUUCUCGACCGAGCAGCCUCUGCGCUCUUUCGACAUGUCGAAGCUCGUGGAUGGCGAAAAGCGCUACGACUUUCGCUCUCCAGCGGCAGUCAACCUUCGCGAGGUGUUCGACGUUGGCUACGCCGUCCAUCGGCAAGAGGAGGAGGGCAAGCGCCGCAAGCAGGUGGGCGCCAAAGCCGGCGGUGUGUCGCGUCUCGGCGGCCUCGACGAGACAGUCGACGAGGACGAAGAGAUGGCUGAUACGGACACGACACAACAACUCGAGCAGAGCAUGCGCGACGCCCAAAUCCGCGACCAAGACCAGCAGCAACAGCAGCCGCGCGGCCGGGACCGCGAACGCAAGGCGCACCCUCCGCCAGCUGCCGCGGCAGGGACCGAGCAGCGCGGGUAUGGCCAGCACUCCGCUGCCGUUGCUGCCGCUGCGAGGCAGCAGGUGCGGGAUCGCAACAAGCAAAAGGGCGCGUUUGAGCUAAACUUGGAUGGCGCCACGCUACUUGGCCGUCGCGGUGUUAAGGCAUCUGCGCAGCCGGCUUAG